AUGAAGGUGGAGGGCAGUUUGAGCGAUGCGGGUGGCGAAGAAGAUUCGCGUGAGCAAGGCAGCGGCAGUACCGAUUGCUGCAUCUCGCGGUUGCUCAGCGUUGUUGAGAGUGAGUUGCAGGCCGGUCGGGAAAAGGGUGAUCCCACGGAGAAACAGCUGAAAGUGAGCCUAGAGGAGUCUGAGCUCUGGAGGAAAUUUAAGCAGGUCACCAAUGAAAUGAUCGUCACCAAAAACGGCAGGAGAAUGUUCCCGGUCCUGAAGGUCAAUGUCUCCGGCCUGGACCCUAACGCCAUGUACUCUUUCCUGUUGGACUUCGCCCCUGCUGAUGGCCACCGCUGGAAGUAUGUCAACGGGGAGUGGGUACCGGCCGGCAAGCCUGAGCCCCACAGCCACAGCUGCGUCUACAUUCACCCAGAUUCCCCAAACUUUGGGGCGCACUGGAUGAAAGCUCCCGUGUCCUUCAGCAAAGUCAAGCUCACCAACAAACUGAACGGAGGAGGACAGAUCAUGUUGAACUCCCUGCACAAAUACGAGCCGCAGAUCCACAUUGUGCGCGUCGGGGGAAACCACCGGAUGGUAACCAACAUCUCUUUCACGGACACGCAAUUCAUCGCGGUCACGGCCUAUCAGAACGAAGAGAUCACUGCCCUGAAGAUAAAGUAUAACCCGUUUGCAAAGGCAUUCUUGGAUGCUAAAGAAAGGAACCAUCCAAAGAAUCUUCUAGAUGCUCAGUCCGAGAACCAACACCUUGGUAUAUCUCAUUUAGGUGGUUGGCUGAUCUCAAAUUCAGACACCCUCUGUUCCUCCGGCGGUGGAAACUACCCGUACGGCGGGGGCCUGCCCCUCACCCCCCCUCACGGAUACGACCGCUACCCUCCCCUGCGCGGUCAUCGUCACACGCCUUACCCCCCUUCGUACAUCCACCACCGUAACCACAGCCCAGGGUCCAGCAGUCCAGGUGGGCUACCAGUGUUCACUGCACCUGAGAGCUGGACCCCCCUGUCCCCCUCAGCACACCCCGGCAUGCUGCCCGUCUCUGCCCCCUCCCCCUCUCCAGCAAGCAACAGCCAGUAUCCUUGCUUGUGGGCUAUGAGCAACUGCAACGUCAACUCCUCCGGGCCAGCAGGAGGCAGUGUGGGCUGUAUCCAGGGCCAGGUGGUGCGCAGCAGUGGGACCUCUGCGUCGUCCUCUCCUUGCUCCCUGCUGCAGGGAGGGGCCUCUGCUCCCAUGGAAACAGGGGCGGAGCAUACUCACAUCAGGCUGGGAGGGGCAAGCUGGGCCGCGAUCACCACCCACUCACUCUGA
This is a messenger RNA of Conger conger (European conger), 1305 nucleotides long. It is a transcript of the gene tbx19, whose product is annotated as T-box transcription factor 19. NCBI's taxonomy places the organism in Eukaryota, Metazoa, Chordata, Actinopteri, Anguilliformes, Congridae. The record is from RefSeq and is a predicted model, not a curated record. Gene Ontology annotation, cellular component: nucleus. Gene Ontology annotation, molecular function: RNA polymerase II cis-regulatory region sequence-specific DNA binding; DNA-binding transcription factor activity, RNA polymerase II-specific. The coding region runs from base 1 to 1305 and encodes 434 amino acids. The transcript has 8 exons. Gene Ontology annotation, biological process: cell fate specification; heart morphogenesis; positive regulation of DNA-templated transcription.